GUAAAAGGAGUGAAUGAUGAUGGAAAAACUCAAUGCAACUUCUGGAGGCUACUAGGUUUUUCUAAUUGGCCUCGUGUGGAAGUAGUACUCUUUGUGGUUGUCUUGAUGUUUUACUUGAUGACAUUGACAGGCAACCUGUUCGUCAUUAUCUUAUCAUACCUGGACUCCCAUCUGCACACUCCCAUGUACUUCUUCCUCUCAAACCUGUCUUUUCUGGAUCUCUACCAGCUUCAUCCCCCAGUUGCUGGAUGUGAGCUGCUGGUGGUGAUGUCCUGUGACCGUUAUGCAGCUGUAUGUAGACCUUUGCGUUACACUGUCCUCAUGCACCCUCGUUUCUGCCAUCUGUUGGCUGUGGCUUCUUGGACAGCUAAUGAGCUGGCCCUCAUGGUCAGGAGCUCCGUUUUUGUUGUCAUACCUGUCAUCCUCAUUCUCAGCUCCUAUGGUGCCAUUGCCCGUGCUGUGCUGAGGAUGCAGUCAACAGCUGGACUUCAGAAAGUCUUUGGGUCAUGUGGAGCCCAUCUUCUGGUUGUGUCCCUGUUUCUCAUUCCAGGAAUGUUUAUAUAUCUCCAGCCCCCAUCAGGAGGUUCUCAAGAUCAAGGAGAGUUCAUUGCCCUUUUUUAUACUGUUGUCCCACCUAGCCUCAACCUCUAA
Messenger RNA from Sus scrofa (pig), 651 nucleotides. Its product is annotated as olfactory receptor 2J3-like. NCBI's taxonomy places the organism in Eukaryota, Metazoa, Chordata, Mammalia, Artiodactyla, Suidae. The record is from RefSeq and is a predicted model, not a curated record. Gene Ontology annotation, molecular function: G protein-coupled receptor activity; olfactory receptor activity. Gene Ontology annotation, biological process: G protein-coupled receptor signaling pathway. Gene Ontology annotation, cellular component: membrane.